This is a messenger RNA of Nanorana parkeri, 885 nucleotides long. It is a transcript of the gene HVCN1, whose product is annotated as hydrogen voltage gated channel 1. The record is from RefSeq and is a predicted model, not a curated record. The transcript has 8 exons. Lineage: Eukaryota; Metazoa; Chordata; Amphibia; Anura; Dicroglossidae. Gene Ontology annotation, molecular function: voltage-gated proton channel activity. Gene Ontology annotation, biological process: proton transmembrane transport. Gene Ontology annotation, cellular component: plasma membrane. Bases 119 to 832 code for a protein of 237 amino acids.
GGCAUUUAAAUACAUAGUGAAGAUGUACGCUGAGGUUUCCGCGGCUGGGGAGUGACAGAGGAGCGGUGUGUGAUCUGGCUUAUGCUACAGAGUGAUGUGUGUGUAACCAAAGUACAAGAUGUCCAAGUUCCUGAAGCAUUUCACCUCUGUUGGUGACAACCAUAAUGAUAAACAAUGGAAUGAAGAGGAUGAGGAGAAGCCGGAACCACAAGAAGAAUCCAAACAAACACCUCAUCCAUUCACUUCUGCAUAUUCCUUCCGGGAUGCCCUAAAAUGGCUUUUCAGCUGUCACAAGUUUCAGAUUUUCAUUGUGUGCCUUGUUCUUCUGGAUGCCUUAUUUGUGCUGAUUGAAAUCCUUCUCGACUUGGAACUGUUAGAGGGAAAAGUUGAUCAUCUUAUACCAGAGAUCUUUCACUACUUGAGUGUCUCCUGCUUGUCCUUCUUCUUGUUGGAAAUUGUGGGUAAGCUCUUCGCCUUCCGGCUUGAGUUCUUCCACCACAAGUUUGAAGUGUUUGAUGCUGUCAUUGUUAUUAUAUCAUUUAUCAUCGAUAUCGUCUACAUCACCCGUGAAGAGGUAUUCAGUGCUGUUGGACUACUCAUCUUACUCCGACUGUGGAGGGUGGCCAGAAUUGUGAAUGGAGUCAUUUUGUCUGUGAAAAGUCGAGCAGAAGAGAAGAUCAACAAAUUAAAAGAGAAGCAGGGGACUCUACUGGGGAGAGUGUCCCAGCUAGAACAGCAGUGUUCCCAGCAGGAGCAAGAAAUUGGACGGCUUCAGAAAAUGUUACAGCAGAAUAAUAUCUUUCCUGAGCCCUAUGAGACCAACAUACCCUGAAGAAAGCAAAUCCUUUAAGAACAUUUAUUCUGAAUGUUAUCUGUAGCCAUCUU